Messenger RNA from Peromyscus eremicus (cactus mouse), 4184 nucleotides. It is a transcript of the gene Sgo2, whose product is annotated as shugoshin 2. Gene Ontology annotation, cellular component: chromosome, centromeric region. The coding region runs from base 201 to 3956 and encodes 1251 amino acids. The transcript has 9 exons. The record is from RefSeq and is a predicted model, not a curated record. NCBI's taxonomy places the organism in Eukaryota, Metazoa, Chordata, Mammalia, Rodentia, Cricetidae.
CCGGUGAGGCCGGGCGGCCGGGCGGCCGCGGCGUGCGGAGCCGGAGCCCUCCUCCGCCGGUUCCCUCGGCGCCUCCAGUCCUCACCUCCGCGGCGGGCUCGCAGGGCCUGGAGAGCUGGCGGCUUGGGGUCCGAGCGGUAACCUCCGGUCUGCCCUUGAGGUCGCCGCUGGGCGAGGGGUCGAGCCUCCAGCUUCCAGUGAUGGAGUACCCAGUGAUGGAAGUUGACUCUGGAAUUAAGAGACGAGUGAAAGACAGAAUUACAAAGACGAAGUUGAAUGUUUCUCUUGCUUCAAAAAUCAGAACAAAAAUAUUAAACAAUUCUUCUAUUUUCAAGAUCUCUCUAAAGCAUAACAACAGAGCAUUAGCUCGGGCUCUAAGUAGAGAGAAAGAGAAUUCUCGAAGAAUUACUACCGAAAAGAUGCUAUUACAAAAAGAAGUUGAGAAACUGAAUUUUGAGAAUACCUUUCUUCGCCUAAAGCUAAAUAACUUGAAUAAGAAGCUUAUAGAAAUAGAAUCCCUUGUGAACAAUAAUUUGAUAACUGCGAUUGAAAUGAGCAGUCUUUCUGAGUUCCAUCAAGGCUCCUUUCUCCUGUCAGCAGGCAAGAGGAAAAGGAUCAGUAAACAGUGCAAGUCCGUGCACCUGCCGUUUGCAAGGGUUCCAUUAACUUCAGAAAAUGAUGAUGAUGAUGAUGAUGAUGAUGAUGAUGGUAAAUGGAAAACAAAGUGUAACAACAGAAUUACAUCAAAGACAUCACCUGAUAUUACCUCUUCGGUAUCAAGACAAUCUUUGUCCCUACAGCAGUGUACUUUGGAAGUAUUACUUCCUAAGGAAGAUAACCAGAAUAUAUGUGCCUCAGGUUAUUCAGAACAUACUUCUAGUGUUGAUGUACUUCCUAAAGAAAGCCAUUAUGACUCAGAUCAAAGUCCUAAGAAUUCUCUAAGUGAGAUGAAAACUGUCCCAUCUACCAGCCUCAGAAGGGAAAAGCCAUCACUUAAUAAUGUGACUGAGAGGAGGAAGCGUGGGUCUUCUCCUGCAGAGAAUCUGUAUGUGACAGAUUUAGAUCACCAACAGAUUUCAGGUCCAGGAUUCAGUUGGAAUAAUGAGAUAAACGGUCGUGCUAGUGAAACCAGUAGUCAAAUACAAAACCAUCCACAGUGUUUUCCGAACUUACCUUCUGCGUCUGCCAGCGCCCCCAGUGCAAAGCACAUGGAGAUAGUGCAGGACACUGAUGACUUGCAGUUACAGAAAACUGUGUGCGAAAAUGCUGACAUGGAUUUAACUGCUAGUGAAGUAAGCAAAAUCAUUACAAUCUCAAAAAGCAAUAAAAAUCAAAGUAAGAAAAAGACAGAUUGUGGAAAGGAAACUUUCAGAAAAGUGAAAGAUCCAAGCUCUGAAAAAAGGAGAGAAAGAUCAAAGAAAAAAUGUAAAGGUAGUUCAGAAAUGGGUGCCGAGGAAAAGAUUGAAAACAAACUAGAAAGAGGCUCUGUUGUCCUAGAUGACAGAGAGGAUUCAGAAGAUCCAAAUUGUAUUCCCGAUACUGAACAGCCACCUCAGGCAAACGUGCUGAAGAAAAUAACCCUCCAGAGCAGCGUGGAGCAAGAGAACAUACAAACUAAGAAGAGGAAACAAACACAUACGACAGACGAGCAAGAAGAAACAUACCCUUUCUCUCAACGUUCAGUCCAACUCCUUCAAGACAGUAAAUUGGAUCAGUGUCAGAACGCCCUAUAUUGUAAUAGAAGUAAACCUUCUCGGCAGACAUUUGUGAUUCAUAAAUCAGAAAAAGAUAACUUAUUUCCAAGCCAAAAGGAUGAAGAGACCAGUUCUGGAAACCUACAAGUUGCAAAUGAAUUUCAUAUAGCUGAUCUUUCCACCAAAAAUAAUGAAAAUGUAUGUGACUAUGAGACCCAGACUAUGUUGGACUUGAAAAAGUUUGUCAAUGCUCAACAAAAUCAAUCAAAAAUAGAUAAGCCUAAGCAGAAAAUAAACCGGAGGACAAAAAUAAUUUCUAGUAUGAACCAAAUAUAUGAGGAUAAUGAUAAAGAUAUUCAUGUUCUAGAAAAGGCUAACUUUCCCCUCCAAACCCAAGUGACUAAAGAGACCACCUAUGGAAACAUAGAAGCUUCAAAAGAAUUUGAAGGACCUUCACUUUUCACAAGAAACAAUGGAAACUUACGUGACUAUAAGACCCAGAAUAUUCUGGAUUUGCAUAAGCAGAUCACUAGUAUACACCCUGCUCAGAAUGAGUCCCAAAUUAGCAAGAUUCCUAGGCAGAAAGUAAAUCGCAAGACAGAAAUAAUCUCUGGAGUGAAUCGUUUUAGUAAUGACAGAGGUGUUCAUUGUUCAGAAAAGGACGAGGCUUUCUUACCUCAAAAGGAUAAGGACAUCCCUGGAACCUUUAAAGACUUAAGUGAGUUUGAGAUGCCUGCUCUUUGUGACAAAGAUAGCACAAAGUUGGGUGAUUAUACGACUCAGACGUUCCCUAAUAUGCAACCUGCUUGUCACGAUUCAAAAGUAGGUAAGAAGCCCAGACAAAAGGUAUAUCGAAAGACAGAAAUAAUUUCUAAAAUCAACCAAAUACAUGAAAAUGAUGGAGGAAGUGUACAUGACCCAUUAAAUAAGGAGCUCUGUCAGAAGGUUAAUAAAUCAGAAAGUAUUUCCCAAACGAACCACAUAUAUGAGAAUAUUAAUGAAGAUGUGAAUGCCUUUCAGAGCUAUCUCAAAGAUCAAAAUGUUAUGAAUUGCUACUGUGGAGAAAUCAAUAGUAAUAAAGAGGAAAAUUGUGAUUCAAUUCCAGAUCCUUGCGAACUAGUUAAAAAACAAAGGAAAGAAUUACCAGGUAGAGCAGAGAACAUUUUGACAGGCGAUAAGAACAAACGUAUUUUGCAGUUAACAGAUUCUCCACAGAAGUCUGUCACCUUAGAAUCUGGAUUGCACCAUGAUACUAAUGAAGUAGAUUCUGGUCCUGGAGAACCAGGUAACCUGUCAAAAAGCCAGAAACAAAACACUGUGGGUUCACUGGAAGAUGCCUUCUCUGUGGGUGUGGCCAAAGGAGGAAACCACCCAGCCAAAAGAGAUAAUAAAUUGACAUCCAAAUCAAAGAAAAGAAAGACCCCCCUAGAUCUUUCUUCAGAUACCCAUGGGGUUUUGACAGGUGAUAUGAACAAAGGUAUUUUGCAGUUAAUAGAUUCUCCACAGAAGUCUGUCACCUUAGAAUCUGGAUUGCACCAUGAUACUAAUGAAGUAGAUUCUGGUCCUGGAGAACCAGCUAACUUGUCAAAAAGCCAGAAACAAAGCACUGUGGGUUCACUGGAAGAUGCCUUCUCUGUGGGUAUGGCCAAAGGAGGAAACCGCCCAGCCAAAAGAGAUAAUAAACUGACAUCCAAAUCAAAGAAAAGAAAGACCCCCCUAGAUCUUUCUUCAGAUACCCAUGGAGCGGUGGAAAUAACACCCAACACUGACCACACACAGUCAGUUGACUCCCAACAGACUGAUAAGGAAAACUAUUUGGAGAAUGAAAAAAUUGCCAAGAGUAAACCAGACUUUUACACAAAGGUGUUGAAACCUUUAUCUCAGAUACGUUCACCUAAUAUAAAGAAUUCUUCCUUGGACAAUAUGUGUGAGAGUUCAGUACCACUGAGUAUUUCUUCUAGUAAAAAUCUGAUGAUGGAAGAAAAUUCUUCCCUGGAGAGUGUGUGCAUCUUUCCAGUAGGUGAUGGUGCUGAUGGAAAGAUAAAGGAGAGGUCUCAGAAGAGCUGCCGCAGAACACAGAAGUCGGGAAUAGGUAGAGAACCGUUCCAGGACUUGGUGGGUAGCAGCAGUUCUGUUCCAAGUAACACCGCUGACCCUGAGAGUGAGUCGGAAGUGCCGCCUGCAAAGCUGCCCAGAAGGAAGAGACAGUGCACGCCCCUCAACCUGCGGGAGCCCAACCUCGUGAGCAAGAUGAGAAGGUGAAGUAGAUAUGGAUCCUAGUUUUUCUGAGUUCUCAAAGCACCAAAAGAACAGAAGCAUAAUUAGGAUCAAGACGUGAAACAUGAAGUAUUCUGUUUUGGUUUUUACAUGAAGACGUUUUCUGUUUUUUAUUUUGGGGGGCUCUCAUGGAUUAUUGCUUUGUCUAUUCUUACAUUGAGGUGUAUGUGCACGAAAUAGCCAUAUUUCAAAUAGCAAACUUUUUUAAAAAAA